AACAGUUUCGUGCUCCUUCCUAUACUAAACAUAACUUCAGUUACUUGAGUUUAAAGAGUUACAAGUUAGGUGGUCUGCUGUAAAUCACCAACACAACAAUGAACAAGCAGUCUUUCAUACGGCAUUUGAGGAGGAUUCUGCUACGUCAGUCUAGAAUGGAUAAUAUAAGAAGUUUAAGAAGCACCCCAAGAAAGACACCAUCGACUUUCAGAAGACGUCUGGUCUUAUCAGAUUCAGUUAUAUUUGCAGUUCCUGUUGGACUGUGUCUGGGAACAGCGCUUUUUUAUCAGACUAAUCAGAAGGAUACAUUGUUUCUUGAGGAACAAAUAAAACAAGAACCUAUUCCAUUACCUUAUAAUAUGGAGGGCCUUUCGGAAACAGAAAUGAAAUACAGGCGUAUCAAAGUAAUUGGGGAGUUUGAUCACACAAUGGAAAGAUACAUCAGACCUAGAGAACUUGUAAAAGAUGAAGAUUCACAGUCAAAUUUAUUAGUCUUCAAAAAGUCAGAAAAAUGUGGAUUACUGGUUGUUACACCAUUCACUCUGAAAGACACAGGAGAACGAAUACUUAUAAACAGAGGCUGGAUCCCAAAGAACAAAAAGGAUCCAAGUUCACGAUUAAAAGGACAGAUUAAAGGUGAAGUGGAACUAGUAGGUACUCUUCAACAAUCUGAACGGGAGAGAUUUAUCCUAACCAAUUCAUUAGGCAAUGAUCCUCACGAGUUUUAUACACGAGAUGUGGAAAGCCUAGCUAAAUCUACAAAUAGUCUACCAGUCUACUUGGAUGCUGUUUCUGAUAGCACUGUAGAAGGGGGACCAAUCGGUGGUCAGAUCACUAUAGACUUAAAACCACAUCUAGCAUAUUAUCUCUCAGUAUUGUACCUGCUUGCAAUUUUGUUUUGUGUAGUGUCAUGGUAUAGACGAAAAUAUGCUCCAGUGAAAUUUUUAUAAAACAGUAAUGAAUUAUAUUUUUUCUAGAUAUUCCUCAAUAAAAACAAAUUUCUGGAUCCACUUGACUUGCUUAAAUGUAUAUAUUUUAUCAAAAUGGAUGCCAAUAAUGAUACAAUUUCCCUUGUAUUUGUGAAAAGCCAUAAGACAAGAAUAAAAACUACUGAAUACAGUAUUGAAUUGGUGCAGUUAUUAAUUUUUGUUUUAAUA
Mizuhopecten yessoensis (Yesso scallop) is the source of this 1157-nucleotide messenger RNA. RefSeq names its product surfeit locus protein 1-like. Gene Ontology annotation, cellular component: membrane; mitochondrion. Gene Ontology annotation, biological process: mitochondrial respiratory chain complex IV assembly. The coding region runs from base 99 to 950 and encodes 283 amino acids. NCBI's taxonomy places the organism in Eukaryota, Metazoa, Mollusca, Bivalvia, Pectinida, Pectinidae. The record is from RefSeq and is a predicted model, not a curated record. The transcript is spliced from 9 exons.